Messenger RNA from Fusarium keratoplasticum, 2112 nucleotides. Its product is annotated as Transcription factor steA. The transcript has 5 exons. The record is from RefSeq and is a predicted model, not a curated record. Bases 1 to 2112 code for a protein of 703 amino acids. Gene Ontology annotation, molecular function: DNA-binding transcription factor activity. NCBI's taxonomy places the organism in Eukaryota, Fungi, Ascomycota, Sordariomycetes, Hypocreales, Nectriaceae. Gene Ontology annotation, biological process: regulation of DNA-templated transcription; sexual reproduction. Gene Ontology annotation, cellular component: Ste12p-Dig1p-Dig2p complex; nucleus; Tec1p-Ste12p-Dig1p complex.
AUGUAUUCACAACAUUCAGCCAUGGCUCCUCAGAAGCCUGAGACGUUCAUGUUGAGUACUGAGGCUCAGCAAGCUCUGCCUCAUGAUGCUCAGGUCGCGCUGCAGCAGGUUGACAACCUGAAAUACUUCCUCAUCUCCGCUCCCGUCGAUUGGCAGCCCGACCAGUACAUUCGCCGAUUUCUUUUGCCAACAGGCGAAUAUGUGUCCUGUGUUCUCUGGAACAACCUGUUUCACAUCUCCGGCACCGACAUUGUGCGAUGCUUGUCUUUUCGAUUCCAGGCUUUUGGCCGCCCCGUGAAGAAUUCCAAGAAGUUCGAGGAAGGCAUCUUUUCUGACCUCCGAAACCUCAAGUCAGGAACCGAUGCCUCUCUGGAAGAGCCCAAGAGCGCCUUCCUUGACUUCCUCUACAAGAACAACUGCAUCCGAACCCAAAAGAAGCAAAAGGUCUUCUACUGGUACAGCGUGCCACAUGAUCGCCUCUUCCUUGACGCGCUGGAGCGCGACUUGAAGCGCGAGAAGAUGGGUCAGGAAGCCACCACUGUCGCCGUCAGCGAGCCCGCACUCUCGUUCCAAUACGACUCGUCUCAGUCGCUCUAUGAGCAGCUGACCAAGGCCCAGCAAGCGAACUCAUCUUCCUUCAGCGCCCAACAAGCUUCUUUUUCUCAGGCUCAGUCCACGUCCCCAGUGAUGAGGACGAUGGACUCGAUGCCUCCCCCGACAAUGAUGCCCCAAUCCAUGCCCCCUUUGGCGGAGGGGAUGGACGCAAUGGUACCAUAUGGGACGAUGGCGGUCGCCAAUCCGAUGACCCAGCCCAUCCCCGUCAAGAGGGAACCUGAUUUCACCCGUGUCCAGUACAACCAAAACGGUGUCCCCAUCUCGCAAGGUCACCAGCGACACGCUUCCAUGCCCGCUUAUGGCCUUGAGUACUCGCCAGCCCCUUCCUUUGUCUCCUCUCAAUACGAAGACUACAGCAACCGAGGGAUCUCCUUCGAGCCCAUCACGCCUCCCCAGCAGGCGCUGGGCAUCUCCGCUGAGCCUGCGUACAUCGCCAACGAGGAGACCGGCUUGUACUCUGCCAUCCCUGACCACAUGGCCGGCAUGGGUGGCCUCAACGGUAUGGUCCAGCUGCCUCCUUCAAACCUGGCUGGACCUCAGUUCUCCCGUCCCUAUGGUACAAACAACGUCUACUCUGUGAUCGAAGGUUCGCCGACAUAUAAGCAGAGAAGACGGCGUUCAUCCAUCCCCCCAACUAUGUCGGCAAUUCCUACCCCGGCUGCUUCGGCCCCAGCAGCCACCCACACACACAGACCCUCUGAGCUUCGCCGGUCUGUUUCCGCCUCCGUUGGACCCGUCGCCGAGGGCGAUGAGUCGGCGGACAACUCCCCCCCUGGUCUUUCCUACAGUGCCUCAGCAGUCUCGGUCAACAGCCAGCACCACAGGGACAUGUCCCGACACGGCACCCCCCUGUCCACUGUUGAAGGCAGCCCCGUGGCUAACCCCAUGGGAAUGCACCAGCAAGAGUUCCCCCAGCUGGCCAGUGAGGAGCUUCCCAGCGAAGGCUCUAUGAGUGAGCAGCGAAGAUCUGUCCCCGCCCCUAGCGGUGGUGUUGUCCGUCGCGCUCGUUCCGCCACCGUCAUGGAGGUCGGACCCUACCCUCAGAAGUCUCACUCCUGCCCCAUCCCCACAUGCGGCCGUCUCUUCAAGCGCCUAGAGCAUCUUAAGCGACAUGUGCGCACUCACACUCAGGAGAGGCCCUAUAUCUGCCCUCACUGCAGCAAGGCAUUCUCUCGAUCGGACAACCUGGCACAACAUAAGCGCACUCACGGUCGGGAAGACGGCACCGAAGGUCCUCUCAACCUUUCUGGUGAGGAGGAUGAGGACUUCUCUGGCGAGGACCACCUCGGUUCACUGGAGGAGGCUUCGCCACACUCUGAUAGUGCCUACGUUACCGGCUCUCUCAACGCUGUUGCCAACCGCUCGACCCCACCAUCGAGCAACACAGCUGCACCCACAACCAUGGCACCCACACAACCGUUCAACAGCCUUGAAACUCUUAGCAUGCCCAUGACCAUCAGCCAGCCGGCAGCUAUCAAUGCUAGCGGUAUGAUGUAA